AUGACUCAGCCACCCGAUUAUUCAACCGAAGAGCCCUCUCGAAUUCCGCCAUUUUCGGGGCAAAACUUUUCCCCUGUUGCUGACUUUUUUUGGACCCCCGCCCGCCUACGAGGAAGUGAAAGACCGACUCGUUUGGCGCCGAAGCUGACCGGCGAUGGAUGGGCGGCGGAGAAAUCCGGGAAAAUCCCGAUUGAAACCUCACCAAAAACAAGUCCAGUGGACGAUCGUCAAGUGGCGAUGAUGGCAAAAGUGGAAAUGAAUCGAGAUGAGGAAAAUGAGAGGAUGAUGGAGGAAGAGAAUGCGAUAAAUGAGCAGGAUAUCGAUCAACCAUCGACGAGUUGUCAAGAUUCCUCUUAUGCAGCUCGUUUGGAGCGAAUGUUUGGAGAGUGUGGUGAGCGAUUGGAAAGAAGAUUCGAGAUGUUGGGUAGAUCGAUCGAGAAUCAAUCGAAUACAGCUGGCCAUGUGAUUGAGAGAGAAGCGGGCAAGAUUGGGGAAAAGUUCGAGAAACUCUUCACCGCGACAAACAAGAAAUUCGACGCUGAGUGCACGUGGGCACAAAAGAAAAUGGAAGCGACGCAAUUGAAAGAAAAACAAAAACAAGAAGAGAAGAAAUUGAAAGAAGGUUGGAAAGAAGAAAAACAAAAACGAAGAGAGAAAUUCGAUGAAUUGAAACAAAGGAAAUCCGAAUUGAAAAAAGAAAAGAAACGGUUGAGAGAAGAGUUGAAGAAAGUGAAGAAACAAGAAGAAGAGGAUUGGAAAGAAUUCCACAAGAGAAAAGAGGCCGAAUGGCAUGAAAAGCUGAAAGAAUGGAAAGAGAUGUGGAUGAAGAAAUACAAGAAGAAUAAGGAAGAGACAAAAGAGGCAAAAGAGGCAAAAGAGGCAAAAGAAAAGAAGAAUGAAUGUUCGAUCUCAGCAUCGACUUCUUCAGCCACUACUCCAACCACUCCUACGAAAGAAUCACAAUCUCCAACAAUUGAA
This is a messenger RNA of Mesorhabditis belari, 978 nucleotides long. The record is from the annotation of a GenBank genome assembly. NCBI's taxonomy places the organism in Eukaryota, Metazoa, Nematoda, Chromadorea, Rhabditida, Rhabditidae.